AUACAUAUUAUCUAUGUAGAAGUUAUAGGCUAGACUAAGGUAUGCUUCUAGUGAGUACAACCAACUAGUAUUUGUUCUAGGUUUCCACCUCUAACAUACAGCCAGAUCACAAGUGGGUUCGGAUCGGGAGGGACUCUGCUCGGGGGAGGAGGACAAACACGGCUACUGUGCAUGACUGUGUGGAGAUCGUGCGGCGUGCCAGAGCAGCUGCGCACGACUUCUUGACUCGCGCUCGCGAUGAGUCGGCACGGCACGGCAGGCAUCCGCAGCUCUUGCUCCCGAGUUUUCGCCCAGGCCAAGUACAGUACACCUACAGCCUCCCGCAGUGUAUUCUGUACAGCCUCCAUGUCUGCACAGCAUCAUUCAUUCCUUCAUCGAUUCGACUGGAACUCUAGUAACAACAAGCUUCCUGCAAAAUUGAGUCUUUCUCGAGAUAGCGCUCACGUCUCAAAACGACCCAUCCGUGCCGCAACCGCUACUAAAGAAACCCCCUCAGCCUCAGGCCAUCGUGCCGCCGCGGUCUCGACGCGCGUCCCAAUCGCGCCGCCAUCAUGGCAACUUCGGCUCUUAGCCUCUCCGCGUCGCGCCUCUUUCUCCUGCUCCUCCUCUCCUCCGCCAUUUGUGCCGCCUCCGCCGUUCGCGUGUCGCCGCUCAACAACCUCCUCCGCCCCGCCGGGGGGUUCUUCUCGCAUCGCCGCCCGCGCCCCGGUAAGCCGGCGCCGUACGGCGCGAGGCGCAACCCGCCCAGCGUCCCCUCACAGCUCGCCAAUGUCCUCCCGCACGCCGCGCAGUCCGCCGCCGACGCCAUGAGCGCUUAGCGGCGCGGCGACUGACGGCGCCGCCACCACCAGCGGCGGCAGCAGCUCGGCCGGCCGCGUCACGACGUUCGCGAAGCCCGGCGGCGGCGGCACGACGACGUACUUCAACGUGAUCGAAGUCACCAAGCCCCUGCCGCGGCCCGCGGGGUCCGCGCUUUGCGGCAGCACGACGCCGCUCGUGGACGCGCCGUUCGGCAACACCUACGGGUCCCCGGCGACUGCGGGCAGCUACGCCAUUCCCGC
Molecule: messenger RNA, 1061 nt
Organism: Closterium sp. NIES-67
Lineage: Eukaryota; Viridiplantae; Streptophyta; Zygnematophyceae; Desmidiales; Closteriaceae
Source: the annotation of a GenBank genome assembly